AUGUAUCACAAAACUGCCAAAUACAAGUUUAUUGGUAAGAAGAAUCCCAAAACUCCCAAACCCAAGAAGCCCACAGUGGUUGUGAAACCAAUAGGCGGUGAGAAGAAUGGAGGAACUCGUACAGUUUUCUUGAAACGUAGAAAAUCAUUCUACCCAACACAAGACAAAAUUAGAAGCCAUGGCCACCACAAAACCUUCAGCAAGCACAAGAGACAUAUCCGCCCCAACCUAACAGUGGGCACAGUGUGCAUCCUGUUGGCUGGCAGACACGCUGGAAAGAGGGUUGUGCUUGUUGGAAUUCUACCUAGUGGUCUGUUGCUGGUCACUGGACCGUUUGGUUACAACGCGUGCCCGCUGCGUCGCAUCCACCAGAGCUAUGUGAUCGGCACAAGCACCAAGAUUGAUCUUGAAAACUUCUCGUUGCCUAAACAUCUCAACGACAAGUACUUUAAGAAGAACAAGAAGAGCUCCAAGCGCACUGUCAAGCGGAAGGAGGGAGAAGACAUCUUCGCCACCAAAAAAGAGAAAUACGCUCCAUCCGAGCAACGCAAAGAGGACCAGAAGGUGGUGGACGAGGCGGUGAUUAAGGCGAUCCGCAAGCGCGAGGACAAGAAGGCGCUGAGGGGCUACCUUAAGGCUACUUUCGGCCUCCGCUCCAGCCAGUUCGCGCACCGGCUCCGAUUCUAA
Leptosia nina is the source of this 687-nucleotide messenger RNA. The record is from the annotation of a GenBank genome assembly. Lineage: Eukaryota; Metazoa; Arthropoda; Insecta; Lepidoptera; Pieridae.